Messenger RNA from Hypoxylon fragiforme, 2151 nucleotides. RefSeq lists its product as uncharacterized. The transcript has a single exon. The record is from RefSeq and is a predicted model, not a curated record. The coding region runs from base 1 to 2151 and encodes 716 amino acids. Gene Ontology annotation, cellular component: Golgi to plasma membrane transport vesicle; cell tip. Gene Ontology annotation, molecular function: guanyl-nucleotide exchange factor activity. Gene Ontology annotation, biological process: exocytosis. Lineage: Eukaryota; Fungi; Ascomycota; Sordariomycetes; Xylariales; Hypoxylaceae.
AUGGCCCGGAUCAGCUUCAUGCAUGUCGCGGCCUGGUCGCAGCACCGGAGCCCAAGCCCUAGCCCCGGAUCGCAGCGUACCUAUGGCCAUCUUCGAUCGCUCUCGGCCUUGCCGCCGACGGCUAUCUCCCGGUCUAGAUCACCAGCAAAGUCACAUUCUUCGUCAAACGUAUCCGAGAUAAUGGUCCCCAGUGUUCACAGUCCCCAACAACAACCGAGGAGGAUGCCGUCACAAAACUCUUUAAUGGUGGACCAAGAUCAUAGUACUCUACCUGACCCUAGAACACGUGCCAUGAGUACCUCAGGAAGCAGCAAUCACCAUCCCGAUUUAGACCAGGAGGUCGCUACAUUAAGUACGAAGCUCAUUAACGCGAUCAACCACCAAACCAACCUCGACGACACGUUAUCGGCGACAAGGCAGGAUUUAGAAGCUGCUCAAGAGCGAGUCCGAGAAUUGGAAGAUGUUGUGGCACGGCAACAGGAAACCUUGUCAGGCGAUGUAUGGAUAAGGCGUAAGAGCGCCGAGGCCGAGAAGGCUAAGCUUCUUGCACGUAUUGUUGAGGAAAAAAGAAUGCGGACUGAAGUGGAGAAGGACAAGAAGAAGAUAGAGCAGGAACUGGAAUUGCUCACAGUCUCCCUAUUCGAGGAAGCGAACAAUAUGGUUAUCACGGCCAAGGAGAAUGCCAAAAAGGAACAAGAUAUCCUUCAUCGGAAAAACGAACAACUCAAAGCGCAAUUAGCCGAUACCGAGAGCCUUUUAAGAUCCCAACAAGAACAACUAAUAGAGCUCAAGAUCGUCAUGGAGCAAAUGACGGCUGAGCGUGAUGACCAUAGUGGUACCGCACCUUCGUCGCCAGGAUUUAGUAGGUUUGACGCAAGAGACGACAUUACCCAAAUAUCUGAGGGAGGCUCGCAUCAUCCCAGUGCCGUCGAGUUAUCGCCCACCUACCCAACAAAUCUCCAUCACCUUAUUCACCCAGUGUUAAGGACCGACCUUCCUGCGUAUGAUGACUUUGUCUCACUCGUACAUGUGUCAAGAAAUGCAUCGAGCAGUCGUACCCCGUCAAUAUCGUAUAGUGGACUCAACCCUCUCUAUGGUUUCACUGGUUCUAGACAUGCUUCGAACCCUUCAAAUUCUUCGACGGCAUCUCUUACCACGUUCGGGACGCCAAGUUCUAACGUUUCUCCGCAAACACCCAACACUCCUGCUUCCAUCAUUAGUGCGGAAUCUGCUCCCUCUACUCUUGCCCUGCCGGCACUGAAAGACACCAAAUUCUACAAGAGAGCUUUGGCUGAGGAUAUUGAACCCACCCUACGCCUUGACAUGGCGCCAGGUCUUUCUUGGCUCGCACGUCGAUCCGUGCUGAAUGCAAUGAUCGAAGGAACUCUUGUUGUAGAACCGGUGCCCACGAAUACUCCUUUCCAAUCUAUUAGCAAGCCUCAGUUCUAUCCUUGCUCCCUCUGCGGUGAGGCGCGUAAGGAUACGCCACAUUUACGAAAUCACCGCUUCCGGACGAGCGAGUCGGACUCGGCUCAGCGAUAUCCUCUCUGCAAGUACUGCCUGGACCGUGUAAGGUCGACUUGCGAUUUUCUCGGUUUCUUGCGCUUGGUCAAGGAUGGACACUGGCGUGCUGAUGAUGCCGAUUCGGAGCGAGGGGCUUGGGAAGAAAGCGUCCGACUGCGAGAUCAAAUGUUCUGGAGCCGCAUUGGCGGUGGCGUUGUUCCCGCGAGCAGCCAUGGGCAUUCUGGUAGCCUCGGUGAAAGAUCCAUUCGGAACAGCGAAGAUGCAAAUAGUACUUCAGUCGAUGAAAGCAGGAUAGAGGUAGCCGUGGGCCCCUCAAUCGAAUUCAGCGAAUCUGAAUCGAUUCGGAAGGAGGGGGCACCUGACUCGGAUGAAAAGCAACCAGAGCAGCCGAAGCAGCUGGAACAGCUGGAGCAGCCGAAACAACUGGAGAAACCAGAGAAGCUGGGACAGCCGGAGCAGCCAGAGCAGCAUGCCGAAAAAUCUGUUGAGCAAAGCGUUGAUGUGGCACCGAACCAGUCAACUCCUGUUCUUGAUCUGGGAGAAUUUCAAACCCCGGAAACUACAACAACCCGAAGACUUUCGCUCGCGAUCCCUGGUGCUUUUGAUCAGGAAGAAGCGACUCAUUAA